GGCCGACGCCUGGUCGCACUUCGGUAAUACUCAAAGGUCAGGUCGUCACAUGGACGAGCUGAAAGGUCCUUCUGCGAUCUCGUCUGUUGCGAAUCACUUCAGCUGGCCGCCACCACAAGCCCACACUAGUGUGGCUAAGGAUGUCAGCUCGUCUCUACGCUUUCGGAUUCGCGAGCUCGCCUCUUUUCGUCUUACCUCUCAGCUCGGCCAUCACCAAAUUCAGCAGCCCAACAGGCCCAACGCCCAAACAGGACUGUGCAAAACGGGCCUAGGCUACCACCCAUUAGCCCAAGCUGAAGGAGCAUCAGUACAAGCAUACCCACGUGACCAAGGCCACGUGGGUCAAGGGGAUGCUUACACAUGCAAAUGCAUGUCAGCACCAAGGGACUAUAAAUACCCCCCAACUACCUCCGAUGAAGGUGUAGAGGCAGCUGAAGACUUCAACAGUGUUGGACUGCGUAGCUGCCGAAACAUGCCUGAAACUUUUAAAGUAUUGUUUGUAUUGGAGGUGUCGGACGGAGAGGGAGGGGGAGUGAGAGGGGGCUGUCUCCUUCCUCCUGUUUGGGUUUCCAAAGAGGCAGAGGGGGAGGGAGAUGGACUGAUUCGGACUCCCUUCAACCACCCUCAAAUCUGCAGAUUUGCAAUCUGCUCGAUUUGGGGGGUUUGGGAGGGAUUUGAGGGACUGUUUAGAUUAGAUUAAAUGUAAUUACAAAAUUAACCUUAAUUUUUAAA
This is a messenger RNA of Rubroshorea leprosula, 732 nucleotides long. The record is from the annotation of a GenBank genome assembly. Lineage: Eukaryota; Viridiplantae; Streptophyta; Magnoliopsida; Malvales; Dipterocarpaceae.